CUGCUGGUUACAAAUUGUGUGUGUGUGGUGGGGAUGUUUGGAUGAGAACCACCCAUUCAUGUAAUACAAAGUCAUUUUACUGGCAUGGUUAAUGUGCCCUGUGCUGUUCAAGAAAUAAUAUCGUGUUCUAAGGUAUAGACAUUUUUUUUUCUUUUUCAGGAUGAAUCCAUUGUACCUUUAAGAUUUAUGUAAGCAAUCCAGUCAGACUUAAUUCGUUUUAGGAAGUGAUAGUGAUCAAGUUUUCCUUUUUCCAAUAUAACUUGCACAUUUCAGGUUGUUCUGAAAAUGUUGCCUUGUGCUUUCUUUCCAUUUGCUCUCACCUGUCAUUGCUUCUCCAGGAUAACAGCACUUCAUCCUUCCUGCGGACUUUUCAGUUAAAUAGACUGCAAAUCUCUCCAUCUCUUCCAAUCACAGGAAGUCAUGGCAAUCAAAUCGGAGCACUCGAUUCAUGUUAUUUGUGGUGUAAAAAACCUUCAGUGAGGCUUCGCCCAGAGAAAUGAUUGUUGUUCAUAAUAUAAAGGAAAACAUGUAUGAUAGAUUAGCUUCAGGGCAUUUGACAGUAGGAAUAAUCUUCUUGUCACAGACGACAGUUGGAAUUGUGGGCAAUUUCGUUCUUCUUUAUCAUUACGUGUCCGUUUACCACACUGAACGCAGGCUGAGGUUCACCCGUUUGAUUCUCAUGCACUUGACUAUAGCCAACUCCUUGGUCAUUCUCUCUGAAGGAGUCCCCCAGACAUUGGCAGCUUUGGGAUUGAAAUCUUUUUUCACUACAUUUGCAUGCAAACUUUUUUUGUACGUUCAGAGAGUGGGCAGGGGGUUGUCCAUUAGCAGCACCUGCCUCUUGAGUGUCUUCCAGACCAUCACGAUCAGCCCGAUGAACUCCUAUUGGAAGGAUCUUAAAGUCAAAGCCCCAAACUAUGUUGGCUUCUCCAUUUUCCUCUGCUGGAAUCAUUAUGCAUUUAUAAAUUUAGUGUUUCCUCUGUAUGUGUUAUAUAUGCCUAGCCAAUGGAGCACCAAAAACAUCACACAGGAAGGAGAUUUGGGGUACUGUUUUACUAUCCAUCAGGAGGCAGUGACAGUCCUACUCUAUGCAGUGUUGAUAGUGGUCCCUGAGGUUUUAUUUUCUGUUCUCAUGAUCUGGGCCAGUGGCUCCAUGGUCUUCCUCCUGCACAGGCACAAGCAGCGGGUCCAGCACAUUCACAGCACUAAUGUCUCCCCCAGAUCCUCUGCUGAGUCCAGAGCCACUCAGAGCAUCCUUGUCCUGGUGAGCACCUUUGUGUCUUUCCACUCCCUCUCCUCCAUCUUUCAUGUUAGUGUUGCUUAUAUUGAUAAUCCCAGUUUGUGGCUGGUGAACACCGCUGUGGUGAUCUCUGUGUGUUUUCCAACUGUCUGCCCCUUUUUCAUUAUGAGCCGAGACUAUACUCUCCCCAGACGCUGCUUUUCCUGGAUACAAAACACAAAAUCCUGUAGUGUUACUGGGGAUAUAUAAAGUAUGUUUGUGCACAAUGUCGUUUUAUAUUCACUGCAUUUGCUGAAAAAGUCCAUAGAAUACUUAAAAAAAUUUUUUUUAAUGUUUCAUUUAUUUUUGAGAGAGAAAGAACAUGUGAGUGGGGACGGGGCAGAGAGAGAGAGACAGAAUCCAAAGCAGGCUCCAGGCUCUGAGCUGUCAGCACAGAGCCCUAUGUGGGCUCAAACUCAUGAACCACGAGAUCAUGACCUGAGCUGAAGUUGGAUGCUUUACCGACUGAGCCCCCAGGUGCCCCAAAGUCCAUAGAAAUUCUAAGAAGGAACCAGAGGAGUUUCAAAGGUGGACACUGAUGCAUGCCGACGUUUCAUCAAAUGGUUGAGUAUGGGACAUACGUGGACAAAGUGGCGAUGAAUGAAGCAGUUUUGUUUCAUUGUGGUGCCUGGUAUCCUGAAGAUGGCAGUUUAAUCAGUGCUGCUUAAUGGAAAAAGCGGAUUUGGUCUUGACUCCGGAGUGAGAUGGAGUGGUUACCCAGGAGUGUACUCAUGGGCAUAUCAGUCGGAGUGAGUACGAUCGAGUAAUGAGAUCCUGGGAUUUAGGACUUCAGCCUAUCAAUUCAGGGGGAAACAGGUUGGUUCAUAAUAUUCAGCCCUCAAGACCCCCCAAAUUCAUAUCCUCACUGACAAAAUACAUUCACCCCUCCUCCCCGUUCCAGUAGCUCCAAAGUGUAAACUUAUUUUGGAAGCAACUCUAAGUCCCAAAUCUCAUCUAAAUAUCACCUAAGUAGUGUGAUUAAGACUUGAGAUGUGAUUCAUCUUGUGAAAAACCUGUCUUCACCUAUCAACCUAUGAAUGCAGACACAUUCCCUGCUUUCUGAAUACAGUGGUGGGAUGGGGAGAGCAUAGACAAGCAUAGAGAAACUGGAAAGAAGAAAUGUCACCUGUCCCCAGUAAGUAAAAAAUCUAGGAGGGAAAAUUCCCUUAGAUUUCAAAGCCCAGGGUGAUGUUCUUUGUCUGGAAGUGUUGUCCUCCAGGCCUAGCGGGAUGGUGUCCCUGCUGUGCAGCCCCCCCUAGAAUGCCAUUGUCCAGGGGGAGUCCUGUAAGAUGAAUGAUCCUUAAUACUCCGCCUCUCCCCUCCCCCCCCCGUAUCUCCUGCUGUGUAAGGUGUUCCCUUCCCAGGCAUCCAGGUGUCCCUCCUCCUCUACCUCGGAAUGUUCCAUGUCAUUCCCUGUACUUCCGCUUUCUUGUGGCCAUCCCAUAGAAUGAUCCAUGAGGAAUGGGUUGCAGUUGGAGACAUCAGCCUGAAGUCAUGUUGGCUCUGUAUGGACACAAAUCGCCCCCCACACACGUUUCUACCUAUGUGCACACGAGCGGUUCAGCACACACACAUACGUUUUCUUGGUGUUUGAGCUGAGAGGGCGUGAACACAGAGACACCCAGGAGCAGCGAGCAUACCUAGUGUCCAUGCCUUGUUCCAUGACACGGUUCUCCCACAGCAGCAGCCAGGGGCUUCCUGGAGAGACGCUGCAGCCUGGACUAGGACAGGACGUGUAUGAAAUCAGCCUGCAGAGCUGCAGUGCAGUAAGUCAGGACAUGCUAAACAACUCGGUUUCUAAAAAUGGGCUAUGUCAGAGGGACACGGGAGUCACCCGAAAGAGCUCCUCAUGGUCAAACUGGAACACUUUCACUUCAUUUUAUUAUUAUAUUUUAAAAUGUUUAUUUAUUUUGAGAGAGAGAGAACACAUGGGAGCGGGGGAGGGGCAGAGAAAGAGGGAGAAAGACACAAUCCCACGCAGGCUCUGUCCUUUCACUGUAGAGAUCCAUGAAGUGCUCAAUCUCAUGAACAGUGAGAUCAUGACCUGAGCCAACAUCAGGAGUCAGUUGCUUAACUGACUGAGCCACCCAGGUGCCCCUAACUCUUUGAUUUUAAAAAAGAGUAGAAGAAGCAGUAUUGGAUUCUAACUCGGAGUAUAAAACAAAUGUGUAUGAGUCGAAACUGAUAUGAAGAAAUCUCACGAUAAAUAACAGAGAAAUGAGAUCUCCUUUUUAGAAGAAUUUCACAUAAUCUAUGUACAAACUUUAUCCUUAAGAAGGCAGAACAUAACAUUCGUAUCCUAAAUGUCAGUCACACACAGUGACUUCUCUGCAAAUAGUACAGUAUGAAAAGGGGUCGCAUAGGUCUCACCGAGGAGUCCUCAUACACAUGACCUCAUGCAGGGAAUGUAGGUUGAUGUCAACAGUGAUAAGUCAUGUUGGUGGAAUGUACCCUUGAUAUACUGUACUGGAAAUGGCAUAUCAUACCCUCGGUCCUCUUCCCUAAAACAGAACCCCACAAUAAUCAUGAGAAAUUUAUCACAUUCAUCGCAACGGAGGGCCCUUCGGGAUUCCCAACUAGUACUCCUCAAGUCUGUCAGGAUGAUCAAAAAUGAGAAAAAUCUGAUAAAUUGUCACAGCAAAGUGGAAACUCAGGAGAAAUGAGCACUAAACAAGAUUUAGUGUCUGGAUGGUUUCUUGGAACAGAAAAAGGACAUUAGGUAAAGAUUCAGCAAAUGCUCAUAAAGUUUUUACUUUAGUUAAGAAAAAUGCAUUGAUAUUGGUUCAUUAGUUAUCACGAGUGUAGAUACUGAUGUAAGAUAUUAGUCCUCAAUGAAAUUGAGUAUCUGUAGGAAAUCUGUAUCAUCUUUGUAUUUUUGCAUCUAAAGCUGUUCUAAAAUAGUUUAUUAAAAUAACAACAACAACACUGAAACACCACCACAGUUCUCAAUACCUAAUUGAGUGAUCUCUUCGGCUUCGUUGUUCUGUGAUGCCCUUGAGAAUAUGACCAACCAGGAUGUUCUGUGGCUGCUCUUAAAGGGAAAGAAAGACACAUUAUCGCAAGAAAGGGUCAGAGUAGCCCUUGGAGUUUGAAAAUGUUUUCAUGCAACCUCCUGGUUCCUCCAUUAUUCAUUAUCUUGGAGAAGCUGAGAUGAGGUGUGCAUUUCUGGGCAAGACAUUCCAUCGCUGGGAUUUCUGAUCAAGAUGACAGAGGUUAGGGAGGUGGUGUUGGACUACUGGUUCAUUUUUUGGAGCUAGUUUUUUCUGUAAGAGACUUACUGUGCCCAGAAUGCAAAUGCUCCAGAAAGUUUAGGAUAUGACACACGUUAUUUUCAAGAGCACAGGUGGUGUAACUGGUGGCAGCUGACAGGUGGAUUGAAAGUGUCAGCUGCGAUGAGGCACCAGUGUUAAUUGUGGGGCUGGGGGUGUCAGUGGUCCCACACACAGGUCCGGGCCUCAUGAGUCAUAAAAACGGAAGGGUCAACUUUUACCAGGAGUCACAAGUGUGCCAAUCACAGAUACCUCAGUCUCAGUCAGCAGCUUGAUUCUGGGCAAACUGUGUAAAGAACAGGCCUCACCAUGGGCAUCUGAAUGAGUAACCCAGACAAGUAUUUCAGCACUGCAGUUGGUUUCCACGGGUCACACCUCAAGAAAGGCAAGAUGGUCCGUAAUCUGCCAUAGAUUUCCAAGAGGUACACUUAACAGCCAGACCCCUGGCAACAGCUGAGGAAUCUGAGAUGUGGCCAAUGGAGGAAGGAACUGCCUCUGAUUUCAGAUCUGCAGAGCCAGCACUGACACUAACCAGACCCAGUGGCCCACUGGACACCAUGAGGGUGCAGCCUACCUAAACCGUCAGUGAACAGGGACGUGCUUUUAGGACACUUUCUGAUGAUUGUGGCUUCCUAGUGCCAUUGACUUUGGCUAUAGUGUGGAAUUUAAAAUUUCCUCUAAAGGGGUAGGUACCACUGAUUCUUCUCAAGCGGACAUGUUGCUAGGGCCCAUAUGUCUUCAUUUGCGAAUAUGCACUUUCCAUGGGACAUGGAAUUUUGGUGCCCUUCUAACCUUGUCAGAAGGAGAGUCCAUGUUGACACUUCCCAACAUUGGAAUACCACGCCAAGAUACCCCAAGGUUUUUAAGGGUUACUUGACGAGAGCUCACUAACAAGAUAAUCACUAAUUCUAAAAAGUACACCAUAUAGUUAUAGUGCAGAGUGCCCAAGUUCAUACACCCGUGGGGCUUCCCAUGGAGAUUGCCUCCCUUUGUCAGAGGCUCCAACGACUCACAGUGAUGUGUGCUGUCUCUCAUACACCAGGAGUCCAGGAAGGGCUGGGCUUCCUUGUAUGUGAUGGGAAACCAAGGAAACAAGGAUCUUUGCUUCACUCCUGGAGGGACUGAGCACUGUGGAUGUGCCCAGAGUUCCAGUGAACUUCACUGGGAGACCAGGCUCUGAAUUUGGUGGGUUAUGUCAGCCACCCCUACUGGCACAGAGGUGAUAGUGCAUGAGACAGUGCGAUUGAGACUGAGGCCUCUAACUUGCCAACAGAGAACACAUCAUGUAUGUGAUGAAACUUUGCAUUUGGUGGACAUGUCUCCUCCAGCUCCUCUUUGCUGUGACCGUUUAUCAGAUUUUACUCAUUUUUGAGAGUCCUAAUAAAGACAAACCGUGAAGUAUAUGUUACCUGAUAUGAAUAUACUGUGCUGUUUGUUCUAAAUUUCAUAAAAUACACUUUUCAGUUCUCCAAUUCUUAUUUUGACUUUAUUCUUAUUUUUGGCUUUAUUUUUACUUCCUACUUCAAUUCCUGUAGGUUUUGAAAAAGCUUUUAAAAGCAAGUAUACAUUUGACCCCUUUUCUUUGGAAGUGUACACUUAGUAUUUGUUAGGUCUCAGUCUAGAAAGUUCAGUAUGAUUUGAAAAACUAAUCACAGUCUUUUUAGUCUAUGUUUAAACUCCCUCUUGAUAAUGUAAGGACAUUAUGCGUAAGUCUCACAAUAGCUCAUGAUUUUAUUGGUGAUAUGUAUUUUAAAAUUUUACAAACACAGAUACACUAAUACAGUACACAGAUCAACAACACUAUGCACACUGAUCACAUUUCUGUAUGCAGCACAGACAUCAAUGCACAGAUAUCAUCAACCCCCAGAAGCCCUCGUUCGCCGCCCCUCCCUGUCACCACUCAUAAGGGAAACACUGCUGGACCUCUAACUGCAUAGGUUGUUUUGGCCUGUUUUGUAUUUUAUGUAAAGAGGAUUCAUAGAGCAUUAAGUGUGUUGUGUUUGACUUUUAACAUUUCUUACGUUGUUUGGGAUUUUAUGGCUGCAUAUUGCUGUGUGUCAUCCCCUGGCAUUGCUGUGUAGGAUUCCAUGUGAGAGUAUCAAGCAGUUACUCAUUCUGCUGUUAGUGAGUCUAGAGAAACAAGAUUUGAGGAAGAGUUUUCUGAAUUGGUUCUUUGGUUUCUGGAAUUGGCUUUCAAUCUGACUAGAUUUAAAAUUGCUAAAGAGAGAGAUUGGUCAGGAACAUGGCGGUGUAGGAGGACGCUUGGCUCACUGCGUCCUGCUGAUCACUUAGAUUCCACUUACACCUGCCUAAAUAACCCAGAAAACCAUCAGAAGACUAGCAGAACGGAGUCUCUGGAGCCAAGCGCAGACGAGAGGUCCACGGAAGAGGGUAGGAAGGGCGGAGAGGCGAUGCGUGCUACACAGACUGGCGGGAGGGAGCCGGGGUGAAGGGGCGGCCCACCAGCAAAGCACAGCCUCCGAGUUUGGCUGGCAAAAGCAGAGGGGCCGGACAGUGUGUGUUCCAACAAGGAGCAGGACUUAACAUCUGGAGGGUUAUAAGUUAACAGCUCUGCACAGAGAGUGGGAGGGCUGAAGGAAAACAGGAGGGAGAGUUGUUGAGCCCCAGACGAUACAGCGCAGCUUGGCGGGGAACAAAGGAGCUCACCAGCGCCAUCUCCCUCGCCCAUCCCCCAGCCAAAAUCCCAAAGGGAACUGGUUCCUGCCAGGGAACUUGCUUGCACCACGCAAAUACCCAACGCUGUGCUUCUGCGGAUCCCUCCCUCUGGUGGUGGGUCUGACUCCCUCCCCGUGCUGCAGGGCCCCUCCCAAAGUGGUUCACCAAAGGAAAAGCGAGCUGAGCCUGCCCCUCCCGCGCCGUGCACCUUGCCGAUCCACCCCAGCUAAUAAGCCAGAUCCCCAGCACCACAAGCCUGGCAGUGUGCAAGUAGCCCAGACGGGCCACGCCACCCCAGCGGUGAAUCCCACUCUUAGGAGAGGGGAAGAGAAGGUACACACCAGUCUGUCUGUGGCCCCAGCAGUGGGCUGGGGGCAGACAUCACGUCUGACUGCGGCCUCGCCCACCAACACAAGUUAUUCAAGACAGCACAGGGGAAGUACCCCGCAAUUCCGCACCACUCCAGGGACUAUCCAAACUGAUGAAAUGGAAGAAUUCCCCUCAAAAGAAUCUCCAGGAAAUAACAACAGCUAACAAACUGAUCAAAAAGGAUUUAAACAAUAUAACAGAAAGUGAAUUUAGAAUAAUAGUCGUAAAAUUAAUCGCUGGGCUUGAAAACAGUAUAGAGGACAGCAGAGAAUCUCUUGCUACAGAGAUCAAGGGACUAAGGAACAGUCAGGAGGAGCUAAAAAAUGCUAUAAAUGAACUGCAAAAUAAAAUGGAGACGACCACGGCUCGGAUUGAAGAGGCAGAGGAGAGAAUAGGUGAACUAGAAGAUAAAAUUAUGGAAAAAGAGGAAGCUGAGAAAAAGAUUUAAAAAAUC
Molecule: messenger RNA, 8047 nt
Organism: Panthera uncia (snow leopard)
Lineage: Eukaryota; Metazoa; Chordata; Mammalia; Carnivora; Felidae
Product: vomeronasal type-1 receptor 4
Exons: 1
Coding region: 497-1489 (330 amino acids)
Biological process (GO): G protein-coupled receptor signaling pathway
Cellular component (GO): membrane
Molecular function (GO): pheromone receptor activity
Source: RefSeq, a predicted model, not a curated record